Messenger RNA from Angiostrongylus costaricensis, 1326 nucleotides. Lineage: Eukaryota; Metazoa; Nematoda; Chromadorea; Rhabditida; Metastrongylidae. The record is from the annotation of a GenBank genome assembly.
AUGGAACAUUCCCCCUAUGACGCGCUGAAAGAAGUGUGUGCGAAGGUGGUGGCUCCUCAACUGCAAAGAUCACAAUCGGCUCGUGGCCUCUUCAUCGAGGACAUAUGCGCUACAGAAGGAGGCGAAGGUGACAGGCUUUGGCUAUUAUUAGCGAAUCCAGUGGAUCAUGCGGUUUCCUUGUCCUUUACAAUUGGAGAACAGGGUGUACCGGCGGAGGAAGUUGUGCAAAGAGAAACGAUCUAUUUUGCUUUUAGCGUGCUACACAUAUCGGCAAAGAACUCACAAAAUUUUGCAUUAAAACUGCUACUGUCGGCUAUUCCUGAGGAACGAAAGGAUGAAGUGGUGAAUAUUCGUAACAUUCGUGGGCAGACGCCACUUCAUUGCGCUGUGCGAGCCGGCGAUCCCGACAGUGUGCACUACUUGCUCAGGCAUGGAGCCUCGACGAAAAUUCUCGACAAUCACAAAAAUUCGGUGGUCCACUAUCUUGCUGAUGCCUACAACGAAGCGAUAUUCAAGGAAAUUCUGGAGGCUCCGUCAUCACAGGAAAAUGAUCUCGAUGCCUUGAAUGAAGAAGGAUUUUCUCCACUUCAUUUAGCAAAUAAGGAAAUAUUAAUAAAACACAUCAACACGGAAAUUUUCAGGCUAAAACUGAGCCUGAUCGAAAUGCUUUUGGACGCUGGUGCUUCCAUCAAUUCGCUCGAUCAAGCUGGUCGUUCUGUUCUCCUUCAUGCCGUCAACAUGAACGACUUUGAGAUUGUACAGCUGCUCCUCGAUAAAGGAGCUGAUCCAAAUGUAGAAGACGAAUUUGGUGAAACGUCACUUCUUUUGUGUAUGAAAACUGCGAAUUACGGAAUCAUGGGUCUACUCAUCGAUGCAGGAGCCGAUCCGAAAAAAGAAAACAAAGAUGGGAAUUCAUUAAUUAUGAGUGGAGACGAGACAGCACAGCGUAUUAUUUCAGGAGAAAGGGUUGAACUCCCAGCAAAGGAGAUACCACCACCCGUGCCUAACGACUUGACCACCACCCGUUCUGCUCUUUUCGGCAGAUCGGUGUCGAACGCGCAAGGAGUCAGACGGGGUUCAAGUGGACGAAUACAUUGUACACAUAAAGGAUCUGCUUCGCUCAGGCCCGAUCUUCAACAUCCACAGCAAUCAUCUGCAACGACACAGUCACAAUACGGCACUUUAGAUGACAUCUCUUGUCUCGAUUACCUGACGCGGCUGAGGCUUUCGAAGUUAAUGGACGAGAAUUCGAAGUGGCAGCAAUUGGCAACAGUUGCGCUCGUUUUCCUCAUCAGUUUUUUUUACUUUUCAAACAUUUGGGAGUAA